Molecule: messenger RNA, 357 nt
Organism: Zygotorulaspora mrakii
Lineage: Eukaryota; Fungi; Ascomycota; Saccharomycetes; Saccharomycetales; Saccharomycetaceae
Exons: 1
Coding region: 1-357 (118 amino acids)
Source: RefSeq, a predicted model, not a curated record
AUGAGCUCAAACAACACCGUUUUUAUGAUGCCAUGUGGGACUGUGUACAACCUCACCGUUAAUAGUACCACACCCGUGCUGGAAGGAUGGUACUGCGGUCACUCUGCCUAUGAUAAUAGUGAGCCUGCUAGGUAUUCGUAUACCGGUAUGCUUAUGAAUUUCAGCAGUAUUGAGUGUGGAGAUGGCAGUAUGUUUGACUUGGAGAGCGGAGCAACAAUCCUGGAUGCCUACCUGUGUGCGCUUCGCCAUAAUGACACAUGCUUAGCUGCAACCAAUUCGGGUUCGUCAAGGAAAUACUCUGGAUGGAAAUAUCUGCUGUUUUCUAUAUGUGUUUUGCCUCUUGCAGCAGUGCUUUAA